Gallus gallus (chicken) is the source of this 2125-nucleotide messenger RNA. RefSeq names its product zygote arrest 1 (gene ZAR1). The transcript has 4 exons. Gene Ontology annotation, cellular component: cytoplasm. Gene Ontology annotation, molecular function: mRNA base-pairing post-transcriptional repressor activity. The coding region runs from base 8 to 1099 and encodes 363 amino acids. The record is from RefSeq and is a predicted model, not a curated record. Gene Ontology annotation, biological process: translation. Lineage: Eukaryota; Metazoa; Chordata; Aves; Galliformes; Phasianidae.
GGGCGCCAUGGCGGAGGACGCGAUGGAGAGCUACCUGUACGCCGCCUACCCGCCCUACUCGUACCGCUACCCGCCGCCCAAGGGCAAAGGCGGGGCGGGCGGCUGGCGGCCGCGGGGCGGGUACUUCGCGGGCUACGGGGAGGCGGCGGCGGCCGCGGCCGAGUACUUCGACAACUACCAGCGGGCGCAGCUGAAGGCCAUCCUGUCGCAGGUGAACCCCAACCUGACGCCGCGGCUCCGCAAGGCCAACACCAAGGAGGUGGGCGUGCAGGUCAACCCGCGGCAGGACGCCUCGGUGCAGUGCUCCCUCGGGCCCCGCACGCUGCUGAGGCGCCGGCCCGGCCCCGCCCCGUCGCGGCCCCGCGAGGCGGCCCCGGAGCCGCAGGCGGAGCAGGAGCAGGGCAGCCCGGCCACCACCAGCACCCGAGCCGUGCGCUUCCCGCGCACCGUCGCCGUGUACUCGCCCGUGGCGUCCCGCCGGCUCACCGCCUUCCCCGAGGAGCCCGAGCCGCCGCCGCGGGAGCUCCAGGAGCCGCGGGAGCCCGAGGAGCCGCCGGCCCCGGCGGCCGUCGAGGAGGAGCGGCGCGAGGCGGAGGCGGAGGCGGUGCGCGCCAGCUGGGAGAAACCGCCCGAGAGCGAGGCCGGGCGCGAGGCCGCUCCUCUGGAGCAGCGCGGGGCCGCGGCGCCGGAGGGGACCCGGGAGGAGGCAGAGCCGCGGGAGGAGCCGCCCGCCGCGCCCCAGAAGCAGCAGGAGGCGGCCCCGGGCAAGGCCCGUCUGCGCUUCCAGUUCUUGGAGCAGAAGUACGGCUACUACCACUGCAAGGACUGCAACAUCCGCUGGGAGAGCGCCUACGUGUGGUGCGUGCAGGGCACCAACAAGGUGUAUUUCCGUCAGUUCUGCCGCACCUGCCAGAAGUCCUACAACCCGUACCGCGUGGAGGACAUCACCUGCCAGAGCUGCAAGCAGACGCGCUGCACCUGCCCCGUGAAGCUGCGCCACGUGGACCCCAAGAGGCCGCACCGCCAGGACCUGUGCGGGAGGUGCAAGGGGAAGCGCCUCUCCUGCGACAGCACCUUCAGCUUCAAAUACAUCAUCUGAGGAGGAGGAUGGGGGAUUUUGUUUGUUUAGGGCUCUUCCAGGGAACUGCAGGCUCGGCAGGUUGAUUUCUGUUGUUGUUGUUUGGGGGGUGGCUGGGAAAGCUGCGAGUAAAGGUUGGGCGAAGCCUCUGCUGGUCAGCUGGGGCUGUGCCCGGUUUGGGGGCGCGUGUUGAAGUUUUGGUAAUGGUGUAAGGGAAGAGCCUGCAAAUCAUGGUUUGCCAAUUAGCGCCAGCCUGGGCUGCAGCCGGCUCGAGGCUGUGCGGAGUCUCAGACAGGAAAGAACACUGGUUACCCAUCCUGCAUGGGAAGCUCAACCGCUUGGGCAUCAGGCUGACAUCCACCGCGGGUGGCGGAGCACAUCACAGAGAGGGCCCUGGCGGUGGUCAGUCACUGUGCACGUUGGUGUUGCAGGGCUCCUGCACUGCUGUUCCUCUCUGGACAGCGGCUGAGAAUGACUUUGUUUGUAGAAGUCAGGCUGCUGCCGGUAUGGCUGUCCAGGCCUGGCUGAGCUGGUGUUGUACGUUUGGGGGGGGGGGGUCUUAAUUCGUCUUCAGAGGCAGCUGUCACUGACUGAUGGUGAAGGAGUUGUUGGUGUUACACACACUGGGUGAACAGAAACUUUGGGUUACUGGGAGAAGUGACACUCAUAGGGCUCCAGCUUCCUCUGAGCCUGCGGGUGCUGCACAAGGAGCUGUACCACGUGGCGGUGUGUGCUUGGAGUCACCCCUACGUGUGGUUCUGCUGCCUUUCAUCAGGGAAGGAGCGGAUCACUGCACAUCUGGGAUGGGGUUUGCAGCUAGAGGUGGUGCACCCAGACUAUUUCUGCUGCCAGGGUGAGGUCUCUGUUGGGAUGAGCACGUUUCAGUGGUGUUAUGCACAUCAGUGCACUACAGCAGUGCCACCUGCACAGACAACUCAGGGAAACCUGUGCCCCACUAUAGUCUACCUCAUAGCGAAGGAGUUGGGUAAACAAUGGAGAAAUGUACUUUCCUGAGAACGCAAAUAAAGCUGUUACCUUUGAAAUUAA